Messenger RNA from Bipolaris oryzae ATCC 44560, 1974 nucleotides. RefSeq lists its product as uncharacterized. The coding region runs from base 1 to 1974 and encodes 657 amino acids. The transcript has 2 exons. NCBI's taxonomy places the organism in Eukaryota, Fungi, Ascomycota, Dothideomycetes, Pleosporales, Pleosporaceae. The record is from RefSeq and is a predicted model, not a curated record.
AUGGAACAAAUUGUGGAUGCCGUCCGUACGAACGCCGAUCGCCUGACUGGUAUGUUCAAACCUAAGGAGCAGGCAUUAUUCGCGCAACAUGCAGAGAUAUUCGCAAAGAUGGACUUGGAUGAAAAUGGUAUGCCUAAGUCCGAUGAGACCGAGCCUGCUGUUGCUAGGUUUGCUGUUAUUGAUAAGCCGGCUGUGACCAGCAGUUAUGUGGCUGCUCCUGUUGUUGCCUCUGCUGUACCAACUUAUUUUGUAGUCACUACACCUCCUGUGGCUUUCCCUACCGUGGAUUUCGCUUUCGUGGAUUUCCCUACGGUAACAGAACCCACUGCGGCAGCCUCUACUAUGACUGUCCCUGCUGUAACCACCGGAAAUAUCACGGAUACGAACUAUUCUCAAAUGGCAAAAUGGCGGGAUGACAAGGAGAUUGUCGUCUUGGAGAAGGAAAGCAAGCUCAAGACAGCAAAGCGUCGAGAUUUACAACAGCAACAACGACAAAUGUUAGUCACCAAGAAUCGUAUAGAAAAUCAUAGAGCGCAGAGGGCUCAGGGCUUUCGCGUUCGUGGACCAGAAGAUGAGACUGAAGCUUCGCAUCCCCAACCCGUGGAUUCGCCGGCUCCCGAUCUGAGACCUAGCCAAGACAUGUCCUUUUAUGAAAAUCAAACAUAUAAAGAGAGCCAUGAUUAUGUUCAGGAACAGUUGACACAUGUUCUUGGUGCAGAGCGAAUGAAUUUUCAGAUACUCCCCUCAGGCCACAAUCCCAUUGAUCCUGUCAUCGCCGAAUACAACCAGCAAAAAAUCACAAAUAGUAUACUCGACCAGUGGGAAGCCCACAAGGUUGAGAUGCGUCGGCGGGAAGAAGAGCGGAAGCGCCAAGCUCAUGAAGAAGAGGUUAGGAGGUUCAAGAUACAGACUCUCCUCGAUCACUACCGCCAACUUUACAUUAACCGUUUGGAGCAGCUAGCUCUCUAUGGUCGUGAUCUCGUAAAGGGUAUCGGAUACAUUGAAGCUGCUUUGAUGGCUGGUGGCCUUUAUGAGGCGGCCAACAUCAUGCAGGACAUGACCCAUCAGGUCCUUCUUCCUAUCCAUACCCUGCUCCAGAAAUGCGACAAAGAGAUACCACUGGAAGAGGUGGGCGCUGAAAAGUUGAAAAGUGCAUGGCCAAUGGAGGGUCUUGUGGCAGUAUUCGAGUAUCUGCGGGGCGAGCCUCAUCUUCCGCCUGAGGCUAUUGACAUGAUGCAGGGGAUUCAGGUCAUUUGCAAAGCGCUCGACAAUCCGACACCUUUCCAGGACCCACUUGCUCCCAAGCCGGUUUUUAACGAUGCUUGCAAACCGACUUUCAACAACAACUCGAAUUGGCAGUACACUCCACAUCCAAUUGUCCCUGCAGUGAAGCCCUCUGCCUCUGAAGGCAUUUCAGUACUUGGCGCUGCAUCAGCACCUGCUGGCAGCGGCUUCUCCAAGCUUCUUGCAGCGACUGCUCAUAGUAUCAAGCAAGAACAAAAUAGAGAGCCCUGCUCUACAGGUAGCGGCUUCGCAAAGCUCCUUGCUACUACCACUGAGAAGGCGAAUAGCGCCCAAGAAGCGAGUUCUGAUAGUGCUCCGAACGUCUCUCCGAAUAUCAUCCCCAAGACUAGCCCAUCACCAGCUCACGCAGCCCGAACAGCAGUACUACAAUACAUCGCCACCGAAAACCUCUAUUUCGAAAGCGAAGUCCAAGACCUGAUUAGAAACAACACUGUCAUGGGCACCCACCGCCGCCAGGCCUCCGAAUGCCUCAAGGAGCUGAUUGGGCUAGCCAACGGCGAAGAAGGUUUUCUCGGAGACAUGGAUGCCGGCAAUUAUAGGAUGCAAAUCGAGAAGUGUGUUACCAAGAUUAAUACUCUGCCGACCAACCCGCGAAUGAACAGGGAUACACAGGCGCUCAAAAAGUUGUGCGGAAUCGCUUUGAAGCUUUGGAGUGUGCAUGCGAAGUAA